AGGAUGAGGCCUAGAUCCUCUACUUCUGUCGUGAGAAGCGUGGUGACUCCUAUUUCGAUCGUGAUGGUAGCGCUCACAACUGUGGCACUUUUAGUUGAUGCUGUAUUCAUUCUCGUGUACACUGCCCCUGUAAUAGGGAUAGGCUUAUUCGCACAGGGUGCAGAAUUAGAAAAUGAGACCAUCCCCGUUGUCGAAAACACAGUUCCUCCUCCAUCGUCAUCUGGACCUGCGGACAAAAGCAUCGCCCUACCUUCUCGUUCGUGCUGGCCGCAGUGUCACCGCGACGAUGAUGGUGGGACGAGUACCAUUGGCACGCCGCGCAUGUUCGCACACGUGUGGCUCUUCGACCACCGGAUUGAGGACAAUGCUACGGACAGAUCUGCGACCACCUGUCCCGCAAAUGUGGCAAGUACAUUGAGCUUUCUUUCGCAGUUUCUACAUCUCGAUGUCUACGGCCCAUGCGCGCAAACCCCCGCCUUAGGAUGGAAUACGUUCUAUGCACGAGAACGAGAGCAAGAGGUGGAUCUGCGAGAGUAUCUCUUCGUCCUUACUUGGCAUGCUGGCAUCGUCUGGGAAGCCGUGUCGCGGAUGACUCUUCCGGUUUUCUUCGGGCAGCGGGAAGACCUGUAUGUCGUCGUAGACGAUGAAGACGAUACGCACGCUAAGGAAGUAGUGAACUUGUCAGAAUUCCCAGUCAUUUUCGCCCAGGACUUCGCGACUCCGCAUCAUCUCACGUUUCUUCUGCAGAAGUUGACACAGCAUCCGGCACUCUACAAUAACUACUUUUCGCACUGGGCGAAGUACAAGAAGUUGGGGCCGCGCUUGAUUGCAUAUCCAGACUACUUUCGACAAGGAGGAACAGUUGCAGCUGUCGAAAACAACCACGAUAAGCUAGAGCACAAAACCACUUGCAGCAAGCGCCGGAACAGCGAUUACCAAGUCGUGUCAUCGCUGUUUAUUGACGGCAACUUGUCAUCUUCUCAGAAGACGUAUCAAAUAAAUGCAACGCAAGACUUUCAUGCUACGACAGUACCACGCAAGUACGCCGAAGUUUCUCGAUUGCGUGUUGCCUUUACAGAUGCCUCUGCUGCGUUCGUGGCAAGUGUCUUCGAGUAUCUGGGUCCGGACUUGGUGGCCCAGAAAAGCGUUCUCAUUAUCGACGCACCCAGCGACGCGAAAGCACUACUGCAGAGCAACGCGCGGCACGCGCUACAGCUACCAUUGUACACUUUUGGAUUUGGCAGCGUCGUGGAGGACACCAGCGAACGCGAUGAAACGAGGAAGCACCACCUUGAGCAUGACCUUGAACAGCAGGACGAUGUGUCAUCUGCUGAAGAUGUCGGCCUGCUUGAUUUCCGACACGCGUGGCAGACGCAGGACCUCAAUUUGGAAGCCGCGCGUAACGAAUUUCUGCCGCAAGAUGUGGUCGUUGCGGAGAUCUCGAAAAUUUUCCGCUGUGACAAACUUGGACAGCUAGACUCGACAUUUGAGCUAUUGAACUACGUCGCGAAAGAGGCUCUUGUGGUGAAGCUUACAAUUACGAGUCUACUGCAGAUGGCAAACGCAAUGUUUGUGGGCGGUCAGGAGGUAACGACGCGGCGUGCACAAUUUGCGGGUGCCAGGAUGCAUGGCGAAGGACUAUUUUCUUUUUCUUCAGAAGACCGCAAAGAAAAUUUGGCAGAUCUGUGGGCAGAGGCGGGGAUAAAUUCGGAUGAGGUAGAUACCGAUACGUCUUUGCCUUCCGCUUCCCCCAGCACAGGUCUCCGACCACUGUUGCCUCGACAGAGCGCUCACACAAAAAAAACAGGUCCAGAUCAUGCACUAAGAAAGAUCCGCGAUUUGGUUGUAAGUCGCAUUCUAAAUCGUGUUGUGCAUCGCCUGCGCCAGAACUUCGCUCAAGUUCAGCUUGCCUUUGAUAUACGACCAGAGGAGCAUCAAAGCUCUCGUCCUGUGGACGACAAUAAGGCUACUGCAGUGGAGGGCAUAGUUGUUACACUCGGAGAAGCACUUUUCCCGAAAGAAAGAAAGACCACUAGAAGGGAGGCGAAUGCUGAUGGUUCUACUUCAUCAGAGAAGAAUCAUGUUCAAAAUCAGGAAGAGCUUCGUCUUGUGCUUGAAAGUCAGGACAUCCUUGUUUCUGGUGGAAGCGUCGGCGCACCGCAAGAAGAGGGGACGCAAACCUUCAAUCUGUUUGCUUACAUGCGAAGUCUUUCAGACGUCUUUCCACACCUACUCGUUGGGAGAGCUUUUGCAGGGCGACCGGAUGAAACGUUAGAUAGCAGCAUUUUGCUUUCACGACCUUUCUAUCUGGUAGCAUCCCAGCCGACAACGUGGAAGAAAGAGACGAGCGUGGUGAAGACGGUUUUGGUGCAGCCGCAAAUGCCGGAGCCCUUCUCAGAUCAAGUUGUACUUGCUAAGUCCGCCUUUCUUUUCGGUGGUCAUGUGUACUUCAAGCAAAUGCUCGGACAUCGGGAUUUGGAAAUGGAAGGAAUAUCCCAGGAAGAUCAAGAUGCAUCUCAAUGCACGGAGGACGACUCCAAUCAAACUCGUAGACUGUCCGCCUGUGAUAGUGCCACGACAUCUCCGAGCAGGACGAGGGCCUCCCAACAGAGCACAAAAGCAACUGUCUUCGAGGACACGAAGCCGGUGGUUGCUCUCACGGAAAUAGUAAAAGAGACGCGGUUUUCAGCAUUAACGAAGCUCUCUGCUUUCACGUUCGGGUCAAGAGAAGCCUUUUUUCUUCACAUCUUGAAUCCACGCUCUGGGGAGGAAAGCGAGCGGGGCUUAGCAACUUUCGAAGGAAGAAGUCUAGAAGCGAGAAGAGCGCGUAUCGUGGCUCACAAACGUCGCUUGGAGGCAGCAAUUAUGAUUGCGGAUGGAAAGCAGGACGCAAGACCAAGAACACAGGAUGUGCCUGCGGAGCCAGAUGAGGAUAUUCAUUUUCCGUCUUCUCUUGGUACGUCGCUUUCGUCGUCGCCUAAAACAGAUGAUUCACCUGCGAAUCGAGAGCGUGAGUUUCGUGAGCUGCUGUUUGAAGAUCCGCUUGUUUGCUCACCUGAGUUACAGCAUCACUUGCAUGUCAAAAAUGACGUCUCUGAACACAGCGAGUUGCGGAUAGAAUUCCUGCGAGACGCCACGCCGCUGGAUGAAUUGCUGCUGCUCGCAGUUGAUAACGUUACUGUUGAAGAUCAGGAUCAGGAGAGGUUGCCUCUACGAGAAACAGGUCCAGGUGGUCUGCUUGCGUACGAGGUGAAAUUUUGGCCGCAAUCUUUACAGAAGCAAUUUGUCGUGGCAAUGGGAGUAGAGCAAGAUGAAAACGCACAUAUACUACAGAGCAGUCGCGACGGUGAAAUGUGUCCAACAUCGCGCAGGCAAAACCUUCACCAGCUCCUUCGAAAACAGAUUCACAUCACCUACGUAAUUCUCUUGGUCUUGCAGAUGCUCGUUUGCUUGCGUGAAUCCUUUGUGCAACACAAUGACCUGUGGUCGCCAAAUGUUCUGUUUGUUCCGAAGUACCGGAAGCUGAUUGUGAUCGACUGGCAGCUGGCGCAAUUGCGAUUCCAGAGGGGGUCCUUCAUUCCUCCAGAAAUCGCUGCAGUUUCGAAGAUCGUCUCAGCAGGUGAUAGAAGUGGACUGAUGUUGUCAAGCGGCUCAUCAUCGGUUCGAGGAAGUGAUGCGGACAACUCUGCUUCCAACCUGCUUGGAAGCUUGCACUACGAAGGGGACCUCACGAGGACACUAGAUGGCCUAGAUGAAGAUGGAAAUUAUUGGGAGCAGCAUGAAGAUAGUGCGCUGAAUCAACUUCUCGCUGACGACGAUGAGGAAGAUUCAGGGAUGCGCACGGCCGAGCAGAUGAAAGAAGGCAAGAAACAAACAACCCUGUCUACAAGUGGGCAGUUGGUACGACGGCGAGCCCUAAACUUUCUGCGUCGCCACGGAUUUAGUGGUGCCGAUGCCUUUCCGGACAUCGUUGCGCCAUAUACACCCUUCACCGGACUCGGCCAGAGCCCACCAAGCGUCAGAGAUGCAUGGAUUGAGCCUCGCAGUGAUAGAUUCAUGUUCUCUUAUCAGCUAGAGUAUCUUCUUGGUAAACUACAGUCGGGCUCGGGUCGUUCGGACGGGCGGGCUCGUCUCCUCGGUAUAGAGAAGAGGGAGGGACGACAGGAGCUGCAAGGGGAACAGCACUGCAACAAUGAUUAUGACCUUCUGCAGGAAGGGGAUGACUUUGCACAGGAGUUAGAUAGUCUAGUUCUGGCUCUUAGAGACGAAUCAGAACUACAGUCAUUAGAGCAGAUUGAAGGUAGGUGGCUGCAUUUGCUCAGUGAUCUCCUACGAAGGACUCGAAAGACAUAG
Molecule: messenger RNA, 4353 nt
Organism: Amoebophrya sp. A25
Lineage: Eukaryota; Dinophyceae; Syndiniales; Amoebophryaceae
Source: the annotation of a GenBank genome assembly